CUCCAAAGCUGGGGUACCACCUUCUCCCCUCUUGAGUUCCUCCCCCCAAACCUCACCUGGCCCCUCCCACCUCUGUCUGUACCGUGUCUGUAUAUUAUAUGUUUCUGUGCGCGUCCCCGGCCGAGCGGGAAAUUCUCAUUGAUCACCGAAUAACGGGCAGCCGUGGGUGUCAGUGUGCGUCCCGGUGAGAGCCGGCCUGUCCCGUCCACCGCCAGCUCGUAGUGACCGCAGCGUCCGCACAGCGCUCCAUGGCGUACAGUCAGGGGGGCGGAAAGAAGAAGGUCUGCUACUAUUAUGAUGGCGACAUUGGAAAUUACUACUAUGGACAAGGACACCCCAUGAAGCCUCAUAGGAUACGAAUGACUCACAAUUUGCUUCUAAACUAUGGACUUUACAGAAAAAUGGAAAUAUAUCGCCCUCACAAGGCAACAGCUGAAGAGAUGACAAAGUACCACAGUGAUGAAUACAUAAAAUUUUUACGAUCUAUAAGACCGGACAACAUGUCUGAGUACAGUAAACAAAUGCAGAGAUUCAAUGUAGGAGAGGACUGUCCUGUAUUUGACGGCCUUUUUGAGUUCUGUCAGCUGUCUACUGGAGGCUCUGUUGCCGGUGCAGUGAAACUGAAUCGACAGCAGACAGACAUGGCAGUUAACUGGGCAGGAGGGUUGCACCAUGCUAAGAAAUCUGAAGCGUCUGGGUUCUGUUACGUCAAUGAUAUUGUUCUUGCCAUUCUGGAACUACUAAAGUACCACCAAAGAGUGUUGUAUAUUGAUAUUGAUAUCCAUCAUGGUGAUGGUGUUGAAGAGGCAUUUUAUACCACUGACCGUGUCAUGACUGUUUCUUUCCAUAAAUAUGGGGAAUAUUUCCCAGGCACUGGAGAUCUCAGAGAUAUCGGGGCUGGUAAAGGAAAGUAUUAUGCUGUCAAUUUCCCAAUGAGGGAUGGGAUAGAUGAUGAAUCUUACGGACAGAUAUUCAAACCAAUCAUAUCAAAAGUGAUGGAAAUGUACCAGCCUAGUGCUGUGGUCUUACAGUGUGGAGCCGAUUCAUUGUCUGGGGAUCGCCUUGGAUGUUUCAAUUUAACAGUGAAAGGUCAUGCAAAAUGCGUUGAAGUUGUGAAGACUUUCAAUUUGCCUCUCUUGAUGCUUGGCGGCGGUGGGUACACUAUCCGCAAUGUUGCACGCUGUUGGACAUAUGAGACUGCUGUUGCUCUGGAUUGUGAAAUCCCCAAUGAGCUGCCGUACAAUGACUACUUUGAAUAUUUUGGUCCAGACUUUAAGCUACAUAUUAGUCCUUCUAAUAUGACCAAUCAAAACACCCCUGAGUACAUGGAGAAAAUAAAGCAGCGUCUAUUUGAGAACCUGCGUAUGCUACCACAUGCUCCUGGUGUCCAGAUGCAGGCUAUACCAGAGGAUGCCAUUCAAGAAGACAGCGGUGACGAGGAAGGUGAAGAUCCUGAUAAGCGUAUCUCAAUACGGGCAUCUGACAAGCGGAUAGCAUGUGAGGAAGAGUUUUCAGAUUCUGAGGAUGAAGGUGAAGGAGGGAGACGUAAUGUAGCUGAUCACAAAAAGGGAAACAAAAAAGCAAGGCUCGAAGAAGACAAAAAGGAAACUGAUGACAAGAAAUCCGAUGUGAAGGAAGAAGAUAAAUCAAAGGACAAUGUUGUGGAGAAAAUGGACACCAAAGGGUAACUUUUUUUUUUGGGUGUCAAGUCAGAACAGCAGAGUAAUCCUUGAGAUAAGCAGGACUUUUGAAUACCGUCUGAAGAUGGAAGUAGAGUAUGCCUCAUCCCCCACCUUCUUACAAGAGACUUCUGAUUCUACCCCUUUAGCACUUGGCAUGGACCGUAUUUAUUGUAAAACGGUAUCGUUUUUCUGGCAGGUCGUAUUGAGUUUUCUAAUUAUGGAGCAACAUUUCUUAUCUCUGCCAUGCUUUAUGUAAUAGUAUUUAAGAUGAAUGUGUUAUGUUUCAUGUCUUUAACUGAUCUAUUAAAAUGCCUUUUUUGCCUUUA
This is a messenger RNA of Bufo gargarizans (Asiatic toad), 2008 nucleotides long. It is a transcript of the gene HDAC2, whose product is annotated as histone deacetylase 2. Gene Ontology annotation, molecular function: histone deacetylase activity. NCBI's taxonomy places the organism in Eukaryota, Metazoa, Chordata, Amphibia, Anura, Bufonidae. The coding region runs from base 249 to 1688 and encodes 479 amino acids. The transcript has 14 exons. The record is from RefSeq and is a predicted model, not a curated record.